AUGGCGCAGACGUCAGGCAGACCCGUGAUUGUCCAGUGGAUCGUGGACACACGGAACCUAUGGCCGAGUGCCGAGAAGACGGCACAGCUCGAGACAGCCGCCGCGAGAGCCCUCGCACUGCUCACCGAGGAUGAGCGCAAGGCAGUGCUUCGGUACCUGUUCGUCCGCGACGCCAAGAUGUCGCUGGCGUCGCACCUGCUGAAGCACUACGUGGUGAGCAAGUUCUGCGACGUGCCGUGGUGGGAGACCAAGAUCACGCGCAACGCAAAGACCAAGCCCGUCUACGUGGACACGGCGACGGGCAAGUCGCCGGUCGAGUUCAACGUGACGCACCAGGCGGGGCUGGUGGCGCUGGUGGCGUCGUACGGCUACGAGGGCGUCGACGUCGGCGUGGACAUCGUGUGCGUCAACGAGAGGCGGGACCGCGACCACGGCGCCAUCGGGCGGGACGGGUGGCCGUCGUUCGUGGACAUGCACGCGGACGUGUUCGCGCCGUCCGAGGCCAACUACCUCAAGUACCAGGUGCUGAGCGCGGUGCCGGGCCUGGCGGCGGGGGCGACGGCGGCGCAGGUGACGGACUUCAAGCUGCGGUGCUUCUACACGCUGUGGUGCCUGCGCGAGGCGUACGUCAAGAUGACCGGGGAGGCGCUGCUCGCGCCGUGGCUCAAGGUGCUCGAGUUCAGGAGGUUCAAGCCGCCGCAGCCCACGGCGUCAUUCGAUGGGUCCAACGAGGACGGGUCGGACGCGGUCAGGGAGCACGACAUCUGGUUCGAGGGCACCAAGGUCGAGGAUGCCAACGUGUGCCUCCGGUCGCUGGGGCCGGACUACAUGACCUGCACGGCGGUCAGGACGCCCCAGCAGAAGGAGGUGGGCCUGGGCCUGGAUCUCGGGCCGUUUGAGGUGCUUCACAUCGACGACAUCUUGGAGUUUGCCGAGUCCAGGACAUAG
Diaporthe citri is the source of this 948-nucleotide messenger RNA. RefSeq lists its product as uncharacterized. Bases 1 to 948 code for a protein of 315 amino acids. Gene Ontology annotation, cellular component: cytosol. The record is from RefSeq and is a predicted model, not a curated record. Gene Ontology annotation, molecular function: magnesium ion binding; holo-[acyl-carrier-protein] synthase activity. NCBI's taxonomy places the organism in Eukaryota, Fungi, Ascomycota, Sordariomycetes, Diaporthales, Diaporthaceae. The transcript is spliced from 2 exons.